Molecule: messenger RNA, 1866 nt
Organism: Saccostrea echinata
Lineage: Eukaryota; Metazoa; Mollusca; Bivalvia; Ostreida; Ostreidae
Product: cytochrome P450 26A1-like
Exons: 4
Coding region: 1-1410 (469 amino acids)
Biological process (GO): sterol metabolic process
Molecular function (GO): oxidoreductase activity, acting on paired donors, with incorporation or reduction of molecular oxygen; heme binding; monooxygenase activity
Source: RefSeq, a predicted model, not a curated record
AUGUUUGAAUUUUUUCUGAUCCUGUUUCUUUGCGUACUUUUGUACAAAUAUUUACAGCAGUACAGAGGGUGUGGCACCAAUCUACCUCCAGGACGAAUGGGCAUUCCGAUUUUAGGAGAAUCUUUGCAAUUUCUACAUAAAAAGGCAAAAUUCUUUGAAGGAAAACGAAAAGAGCAUGGCAAUAUAUACAAGACACAUUUGUUCGGAAGACCCACUAUACGUAUAUCAGGAAAGAAAAAUCUUGAAAAGUUGUUUGCAGCCGAGAACAAGCUUCUGCAAUGUGCUUACCCCACUUCCGUGUGGAAAAUUUUAGGAAAGAAUUCCUUGUCCUCGUCUACAGGUCAAGUGCAUGCGGAGAAAAAAAUACAACUCCUAAAAUGUCUGUCUCCGGGAUUUUUCGACCAAAAUUUACCCGUUGUCUCCGACUUUUUGACUGGACGUAUUUAUGAAUGGUGUCGCAAGUCGUCUAUUGAGAUUUUUGCCGACUGCCACUCUAUGUUUUUAGAACUAGCAUCUACAUUUUUAGUCAGUAUGGAUAUGCCGAAAGACGAAAGAAAAAAGAUACAGACACUUUAUCAUGACAUCACAAACAACCUCUUUACGUUACCGCUUAACAUACCUGGAUUUGGCUUUCACAAGGCAUGUAAAGCAAAAGAAGAAUUAAAGAGCUUGUUCUUAAAGAGAAUAAAGGAAGACGGAAAGACGUGUUCGCAGCAGUUUCCAACCGUACUGGAAAAAUUCUGCAAAUCUCAAAAUUCGGAAUUUGACAAUGACGAUUUGCUGAAUGGCAUUUUCGAACUUAUAUUUAAUGCAGGUGAGACGACCAGUACAUCGGCCAUGUGCGCACUUGUCCAUUUGUCCAAACAUCCAGAAGUUCUAGAAAAGCUUCGACAAGAACUAUCGAACAUUGACCUUUUAGCUCCUCCCGAAGAAAAUAACAAUAGUGAGGUGGAGGUAACGACGGAAAUCUUUAACAAACUGCCAUAUUUGGAUUGUGUUUACAAGGAGAUACUGCGGGUGACUCCCGCAGUGGGCGGGGCAUACAGGAAGGUCUUACAGACGUUUGAACUCGAGGGAUACACUAUUCCUGAAGGUUGGACGGUGGUUCUUGGAAUUCGAGACACGCAUGAACUGGACAGCAAUUUAAAAGACCCUUUGACUUUUAAUCCUGACCGCUGGCUGCAGGCCGAUUCAUCUAAAAUAUCUUUCUUUCCCUUCGCCAGUGGACCGCGGAGGUGCCCCGGAAAAGGAUAUGCACAUUUAAUUUUAAAACUGUUUAUUAUCAAACUAUGUCAGCAAUGUAACUGGACAUUGUCAGAACCCAAUCCGGAAAUGGUUGCCAUGCCAACACCUCGACCAAAAAACAAACUUAUGGGAAGUUUCACUCUACGGGAGCAUUAUAAGGAAUAAAGACAAGUAAAUUAUUCAGUUUUCUCGAUCAUAAUGAUAAAAAAUCAUAAAUAAUUAUGUCGAAAAAUCACAGAUCAUGGGUUAAAUUGUAUUGUAAAUGAAUAAUUGGUAUGUUUAACAAUGCUCAUAUGUGUGAUUGAAUUGGAAAAAUAUGUGCAGAAUAUUGGGUGUUGUAAGUUUGUGUUUGCAUUUUUAUAUUUUUAUUGUAGCGAAAUAAGAAAAUGAAUUCCCCACUGACCAUUAUGUACAUUCUUGUGUUUAUAUUAAUGUUCUUUAGAUAAUAAGUCGUAAAGGCAUUGUCUUCUAAUUCCUAGCAAGAAAUGCAAUGUACAUUUAAUCCCGGUGUCAUUUAUUUUAAAUUUUUUUUAUGUGUAUUAUAUUUUGUAUAUAUUGAUUUUAUUCUAAUUUAUUAGUAAAAUAAUGAGGAAAAAAUGAGAAUAAAAAGUGUAUAUGGCA